AUGAAGCGGGAGAAUGAGCGACUUCUGACCUUCAUCACGAUGAAUGACCUGAUGCCUGCCUUUGAGAAGUUCCGCCAGUCUCAAGAGGGAAAGGACUGGCGAGACUUCCACAUCAACCUAUCCUACAACUAUGGCACGGAAACAGUGGUGGUUCCUGUUGAGGUGGGACUUCGUUGGUCUGUGCUAAUGGUCAAGGUCAUUGGAUGGCUUCGCUGGCACAUCCCUUUGAACCAUCAGAACUUGACGUUCAAUGGCAACCGCUUGGGUGACGCUUUGGUGGUGCAAGACAUCAACAUGCAGGAGUAUGAGACACUCCACUUGACCAUCACAGGCAUCAUUGGUGGUGGUCGUCCUUCGGUUCAAAAAGCAUUUCUCAAAAAGCCUGAUGCCAUCCGUGCCUUGAAGAAAAAGGCGAGAGACCUGUUCCAGAUGGACGAUGAGAUGGACACACCUGACCAAGAACUCCCUGAACCUUUCCGUGUGUUUCUUCAGCAGAUGGAGACCUCCAUGAAUGAGUUCCUGAUGAUGAAGACAAGGGCGGGGUCUUCAUUUUUGGCGAUUGCACUGAAGCACAUCAACACCGAAGAGCUGGUCACCCUGAAAAGCAUUUUGUCCCCUUCUUCAACUACCCGAGGGAAAAACCUGACCGGUGAGGAGAAGCUCAGCAAGUCCAUUGACCUUCUUUUUCCGUCAAUGCAGACCAUGAAGAAGUGCUCCUCCAAACUUGAGUAUCAUCAGAACAAGACCCUUGUGUGCCUCAUGGACACUUUCAUUGACACCUACCACAACUAUGUUGAGGGCUCUGGUUCCAUCAACAUUGACAUUAGCGGAAUGGCUAAGGUAGUGGAAACAGAGUUGAGCAACCGCACAGUGAGCCAAGUACCCAAUGUGGUUGCUGGUUCUAACUGCUCACUCCAGUAG
Effrenium voratum is the source of this 921-nucleotide messenger RNA. NCBI's taxonomy places the organism in Eukaryota, Dinophyceae, Suessiales, Symbiodiniaceae. The record is from the annotation of a GenBank genome assembly.